AUGCACUCUCCAAAAAAAAAAAAAUCUCUAACAAUGCACACCAAACUGAGCAUGUGCAGAGUGACUCCACACAAUAUGUCUUAUCAGGAGAUAAGAGGGAGACACUGGAAGAAGGGGAGGAUCAGAGUAGUCAAGAUGAAACACAAUUUUUACACAAUGCAGAGGAAUAACCCCUUAGAUUCCACAGUAAGUAUAACAAACAUGUUUUACUGACAGGGGCGGACUGACAACUCAUAGGGCCCCUGGGCAAUAGGGGAUCAUGGGGCCCCUGUGUCCUUGCCCAAACUCAAAAAAGCCUAU
Molecule: messenger RNA, 300 nt
Organism: Staurois parvus
Lineage: Eukaryota; Metazoa; Chordata; Amphibia; Anura; Ranidae
Source: the annotation of a GenBank genome assembly